Cryptomeria japonica (Japanese cedar) is the source of this 1785-nucleotide messenger RNA. RefSeq names its product leucine-rich repeat receptor-like tyrosine-protein kinase PXC3. The record is from RefSeq and is a predicted model, not a curated record. Bases 1 to 1785 code for a protein of 594 amino acids. Lineage: Eukaryota; Viridiplantae; Streptophyta; Pinopsida; Cupressales; Cupressaceae. The transcript has 4 exons. Gene Ontology annotation, biological process: protein phosphorylation. Gene Ontology annotation, molecular function: protein binding; protein kinase activity.
AUGAGGGCUAUAAAUAUUCAAUCUAUUGGGCAUCUCACUGAAUUGGAGGAGAUUAAUUUGUCACAUAACCUUGCGUCUGGUGAACUCCCUGGGUGGAUAUUUAAUGGUCUUGAUCAUCUGAGAUAUCUUGACUUGAGCCAAAACAAUCUGAGUGGGCCAAUUCCUGAGUUUUUUCUCCCCAAUCUCACUGAUCUGCUGAUUUCUGACAACAGGUUCUCUGGUCCAAUCAAUUCAGCGAUAUUCACCAGGCUAAAGAACUUGGAAGCCUUGAUAGCUAAUGAUAAUGAACUCAGCGGAACAAUACCAGAGGAUUUGGGUUCUAUUCCUACCCUCAGGUCUCUGCACCUGAGCAAUAAUAAACUGGUUGGCAACAUCCCCCGAGAACUUUUUGUUAAUGCCCAAUUGCUAAGUAUAGACUUUUCUUAUGAUUAUUUGGAGGGCACAAUUCCAGAAAGCAUUUAUAAAUGCAAGUAUGCCAAGGAAAUUAUUGUAUCGAAUAAUAGACUCGCUGGGAACAUCAGUUCCAAAGUUGGGCACUUGUCCGAGUUGGAAUAUUUUGAAGCAGAUGACAACCUUCUUCAUGGUGAUAUUCCACAGGAGCUGGUGUACUUGCGAGAUGUGAAUUUGGCUUACAACAAUCUUAGUGGAGAAAUACCCAAAGAAAUUGGCUUGUGUUCCAACCUCCAAAUUGCCUUGAAUCGCAGUCAUGGUUCUCUAGAAGGGAAAAUUCCUGUAAAACUUUCUGAUUUGACCAGAUUAGUGUCUUUUGAUCUUUCACAUAACAGGUUCUCUGGAGAAAUUCCUGAGUCGUUAGAACAGAUGCAAAGUUUGGCAGGGUUUGAUGUUUCAUACAAUCAGCAGCUCACAGGCACCUUACCACAUUUCUGCAAGGCCACUGUCAUCAACAUUAAUGAGACAUCUGUCUCUGUACCUGUUGAGGGAGUAUCGUUUGCUGCUAGGAAACAUAUAAAUAAGGCUAACGGCAUUACAGUAGCUGUCGCAGGGCCUACUAUUGCCUUGAUUGCAAUUGGAAUCACUUUGAUGUCACACAAAUACAAGAGCCUGAAAUGUCUGCAUGAAACAGCAGAAAAGCAAGAGCCUUCAAUAAUACAGUGUCAUCUUAUCGAUCCACAGAGUAUACACAGGGAAAGCAUUGAUUUUGAAAAAGCCCUGAAAGCCACAUUGGACCCUGCAAAUGUUAUCCUGAAAACCAAUUUGCAUACAUAUUUCAAGGUUCUGAUGCCUUGUGGAACUGCCUACACUGUAAAGGAAUUCAAUUGGAUCAUGGAUGAAGCUUUAGAGGGAGUGAGCUGCAACAAAGUUGGUUCAGAGCUCCAGAAGCGGGGCAAAUUAAGCCACCCAAACAUUAUGAUGCCAUUAGCAUAUGCUUUGAAGAAUGACUUGACUAUUCUUUUGUAUGAAGAAUGUUUUCUCUCUGCAAUUGUUGGAUCAAUUGGAUACAUCCCUCCUGAGUGUGCCUACACAAUGAAAGUAACACUUGCCUGUAAUGUUUACAGCUUCGGUGUUGUUUUGCUGGAACUGUUGACUGGGCGGCCUCCCACAAUAGAUGGAAUGGUACUUGCACAGUGGGUACAGUGGACUCCUUCGAGGAAUGAGAAUUGGGAACAAAUUCUUGCUCCAAGGGUCACUAAAUCUUCCUUUCAAGAAAGGAAUUGCAUGAUGUCUGUUCUAAGAAUAGCUCUGGCCUGCAUCGAUACUUCUCCAGCUGCCAGGCCUAAAAUGAAAAUUGUAGUGGGAAUGCUUCAAGGUUCAGCACAAACUUAA